Kwoniella shivajii is the source of this 672-nucleotide messenger RNA. RefSeq lists its product as uncharacterized. The transcript has 3 exons. The coding region runs from base 1 to 672 and encodes 223 amino acids. The record is from RefSeq and is a predicted model, not a curated record. NCBI's taxonomy places the organism in Eukaryota, Fungi, Basidiomycota, Tremellomycetes, Tremellales, Cryptococcaceae.
AUGAAAGUAGAUUCGGAAGCCAAGUAUGUGCCUCCAGCCCUUCGAGCUGGAUACGUCGACAAGCAAUCUCGAGAGACAAGUGGGACAUCACAUGAAGAUGAAUUCUCCGAUGAAGAGUUAACUAGACUCUUUGACACUCCUGAGCUCUGCACUAUAGUAUUCUUCAAUCACGAAUCAAUGCCACCAUCUCUGAAGGACUUGAUCAGCUUUAUCGUGGUAUUCGACAACGCUCAUCCAUUUUGGGAGAACAAGAAGGAAAUGUGGAUUCAUGCUGCCUCUGAACAACUUAUCGAGGAUUUCAAUGGUUCAAGAAAGAAUUUCCGUAGACCUAUUCCACUCUUUGAAGGAAAAGCAAGAAAGGGAAAUUUCAUUUUCAAGGGAUGGUGGUUUAUGGAUAUUAGAAAUGUCGUUCAACCGUAUUCUGAGCGACUGAAAACGAUGCUUAUGAUCAAAGAUAAGGCUCAAGCAUACCCGUGGGGCAUAACCAAAAAGUCCAAGAAUAGCGCCUUGGCACUCAGAUGGCUUAAACUGAGGUUGACUCCUGCCAAAGGUCCCUUCGAGCCACUCAAGGAGCUUGCACAAGGUCAAGCGGCAGAGUAUGUUUUGCGAGUAGGUGGAUUGAAGGAGGAGUUGGAAAUCUUCAAAAACAAUUACAAGUCGGAAGCACACUGA